AUGCUGAUUCUUUCGAUGAUCCUGGUAGUUGGUGCAUACUACAUACAGCCAUCAAGACAUUCACUGAUUAUAACGACAAGAGCAAUAGCGCCUUAUCGCUUAGACUCGUUCCCUUUUGAACAAAAAGGCCCGUAUGGAAUGUCUAUGAGCCCUGUGCUAUUUGCAAAGCCUGUAACUAGGCAACCUGAACUACAUAAGCCAUUUGAUGAGAUUGCAAAAGUCAGUAAUCAAGAUGAAAGCAUAAAUGGCGACAAAGAAGCAAAAGGUAGCGAUAAGCAUAACAGCAUCAAAGACAUGUUGAUGGCCAGUACAAUAUGCAAGAUAUUCUUCUACAUUGUUGUGGCAGCUCUGAUAUUUUCAAUCGGCUACCAAACAAGAAAGUACAACGAGGGUGGAACGUAUGUGCGAUUGCCAACAAAUAAUUCGAACUAG
Molecule: messenger RNA, 432 nt
Organism: Ordospora colligata OC4
Lineage: Eukaryota; Fungi; Microsporidia; Ordosporidae
Exons: 1
Coding region: 1-432 (143 amino acids)
Source: RefSeq, a predicted model, not a curated record